Molecule: messenger RNA, 933 nt
Organism: Dermochelys coriacea (leatherback sea turtle)
Lineage: Eukaryota; Metazoa; Chordata; Testudines; Dermochelyidae
Product: olfactory receptor 4Q2-like
Biological process (GO): G protein-coupled receptor signaling pathway
Cellular component (GO): membrane
Molecular function (GO): olfactory receptor activity; G protein-coupled receptor activity
Source: RefSeq, a predicted model, not a curated record
AUGGAGCAGCUGUGGAGAAAUCAGACUCCAGUGGGGGAGUUCCUCCUGGCAGCUCUUUCCCCUACUCCACAGUCCCAGGCUGUCUUUUUUGCCAUGUUCCUCUUGGUCUACAUCUCCACACUGGUGGGUAAUAUCCUCAUCAUGGUGAUGGUCAGCUCCGACCCCCGCCUCCGCACACCCAUGUAUUUCCUGCUGGGCAACCUCUCCUUCCUAGAUCUGUGCUACUCCACCAUCAUUGCCCCCAAGAUGCUGAUGGACUUCCUGUCUGAGAGGAGGAGUAUUUCUUACCCCUGCAUGGCCCAGCUCUUCUUCCUGCACUUCGUGGGAGCGGCUGAGAUGUUCCUGCUUACCGUCAUGGCCUAUGACCACUAUGUGGCCAUCUGCGAGCCCCUCCACUACCCCAGCAUCAUGAACUGGACCCUAUGCAGCUGUCUGGUGGUGGCUUCCUGGACAGGAGGGUUCAUCCACUCCGUGGUCCAGACCAUCCUCAUCAUGCAGCUACCCUUCUGCCGGCCCCACCGGGUGGACAACUUCUUCUGCGAUGUCCCACCAGUGAUCAAGCUGGCCGGCACUGACUCCUACAUGGUGGAGCUACUCAUGGUCUCCAACAGUGGGCUGAUCUCCACCAGCUGUUUCAUUAUCCUGGUGGUCUCCUACACCACCAUCUUGGUGAGGAUUCACUCCCCUGAAGGGCGGCACAAGGCGCUCUCCACCUGUGCCUCACACCUGACUGUGGUGACCUUAUUCUUUGGGCCCUGCAUCUUCAUCUGCACCCGGCCCUUCUCCAUCUUCUCAGUGAACAAGCUGGUCUCAGUCCUGUACAACAUCAUCACCCCCAUGCUCAACCCCUUGAUCUACAUGCUCAGGAACAAGGAGGUGAAGUCAGCCAUGAGGAAAAGGGGCAUUACUUCCAGGGGGAAGGUAAUAGUCUGA